AUGGAGAUAGGGAAUUACUCAGCUGUGACCGAAUUCUUUCUGGUGGGACUUUCCCAAUAUCCAGAGCUCCAGCUCUUUCUGUUUGCACUCUGUCUCAUCAUGUAUGUGAUAAUCCUCCUGGGAAAUAGCCUCCUCAUUAUCAUCAGUAUCCUCGAUUCUCGCCUUCACACUCCUAUGUAUUUCUUCCUUGGGAACCUCUCAUUCUUGGACAUCUGCUACACAUCAUCAUCUGUUCCUCCAAUGCUCAUCAUAUUUAGGUCUGAGAGAAAAUCCAUCUCCUUCAUUGGCUGUGCUCUGCAGAUGGUUGUCUCUCUUGGUUUGGGCUCCACUGAGUGUGUCCUCCUGGCUGUGAUGGCCUAUGACCGGUAUGUGGCUAUCUGCAACCCAUUGAGGUACCCCAUCAUCAUGAACAGGGUGCUUUAUGUGCACAUGGCUGCCUGGUCUUGGAUCAUAGGCUAUCUAAACUCCUUAGUACAAACCAUCCUAACAAUGGUAUUGCCCUUCUGUGGGAAUAACAUCAUUGACCACCUUACCUGUGAGAUUCUGGCUCUUCUUAAACUCAUAUGUGCAGACAUCUCCAUAAAUGUGCUUAUCAUGACAGUGGCAAAUAUUGUUUUAUUGAUGAUUCCUCUACUGUUAAUUUUUAUCUCCUAUGUUUUCAUCCUCUCUUCCAUCCUAAGAAUUAAUUCUGCUGAAGGGAGAACAAAAGCCUUUUCUACCUGUUCAGCCCACCUGACUGUAGUCAUCUUAUUCUAUGGUUCUGCCCUUUUUAUGUACAUGAAGCCCAAGUCAAAGGACACAAAAGCAUCUGAUGAAAUCAUUGGACUGUCUUAUGGAGUAAUAACCCCAAUGUUGAACCCUAUCAUCUACAGCCUGAGGAAUAAAGAAGUAAAAGAAGCAGUGAAGAAAUUAUAA
Molecule: messenger RNA, 915 nt
Organism: Phyllostomus hastatus (greater spear-nosed bat)
Lineage: Eukaryota; Metazoa; Chordata; Mammalia; Chiroptera; Phyllostomidae
Product: olfactory receptor 13D1
Exons: 2
Coding region: 1-915 (304 amino acids)
Biological process (GO): G protein-coupled receptor signaling pathway
Cellular component (GO): membrane
Molecular function (GO): olfactory receptor activity; G protein-coupled receptor activity
Source: RefSeq, a predicted model, not a curated record